AUGGCGGAGCUGUCGGAGGCGGGGAGCGGCGGGAAGCCGGCGCCUGAAGAGGACGGCGACGACGAGGAGGAGCGGGAGCCGCUGCUGCCGCGCCUCGCCUGGGCCUCCCCGCGGAAGGGCGCCCCGGGCAACGCCGUGAGGCUGCCGGAGGCCGAGGGGGAGCGCGACGUGGCUUCCCGCCGCGGCUCCGGCGACCGGGAACUGCUGCUGCCGCCGCCGCCGCCGCCGCCUCUGAGCGCGCUCGGCUCCCCGAGUCGCACGCACAGCCACGGCGCAGGUGCGAGCCUGUCAGUCCGGCUCCGACAGGUCCCGUCCGGUUCUGUCCAGUUCCGUCCGGCUCUGUCCGGCCCCGUCCGGUCCCGUCUGUCAAACCCGCCGCCUUCCUGUCGCUCGCUGCCUCUCUCCCUGCAAAGGCCACUCACUCUCUUCCUCACCAGUCUCUUCCCCGACUCCCUUUCUCUGAGGGGCUGUUGCUGUUCCAGAUUGCCAUUUGGGGAGUUUUCUGUCCUGAUCAGUGAUCUUGAACUUGAAUUGAUCAGAGUGGGGAAAGGAAACUGGAGACCAAGCUUUCUGGUGACACUGAAAAAUGGGGACAUGACACAGAAGGGCAGUCAGAUUCUGGAAGCUGGAAAGCCCUUUCCUAUGGAAGAAGAGUUGAAUUCAUUCUCGAACGAUACAGAAUUUGCUGCUGUUAUAUUGAAAGCAGAGCAAGCAAUAGAAUUUGGAGUUUUUCCAGAAAGAAUCUCUCAAGGUUCAAGUGGAAGUUACUUUGUGAAGGAUCCUAAGAGGGUCACUCUUGGUGUGUUCAAACCCAAGUCAGAAGAACCUUAUGGAAAUCUAAACCCCAAAUGGACCAAAUAUGUCCACAAGGUCUGCUGCCCUUGCUGUUUUGGCAGGGGCUGCCUGCUUACUAAUCAAGGCUACCUCUCCGAGGUCGGGGCAUCCCUCGUCGAUGAAAAGCUUCAUCUAGGCAUUGUACCGAAAACCAGGGUGGUUUGGCUUGUCAGUGAGACAUUUAACUACAGUGCAAUUGAUCGUGCAAAAUCCAGGGGCAAGAAGUAUGCUUUACAGAAGGUUCCGAAAGUAGGUAGAAAAUUUCAUCGCAUAGGACUUCCUCCUAAGGUUGGUUCCUUUCAGUUGUUUGUGGAAGGUUACAAGGAGGCAGAAUAUUGGCUAAGGAAAUUUGAAGCGGAUCCUUUGCCUGAGAAUACUAGGAAACAAUUUCAGUCCCAGUUUGAAAAAUUAGUGGUUUUGGAUUACAUCAUCAGAAACACAGACAGGGGAAAACGAUAUAAUUGGCUAAUCAAAUAUGAGAAGCAGCAUAACGAAACAGAAUCAGUUGUGAAAGAGCCACUUAUUAAAAUAGCUGCAAUUGACAAUGGUCUAGCAUUUCCUUUUAAACAUCCUGAUGAGUGGAGAACAUAUCCAUUUCACUGGGCGUGGCUUCCUCAAGCAAAAGUGCCUUUUUCUGAAGAAACAAAAAACUUGAUUCUACCCUGCAUUUCUGACAUGAACUUUGUGCAAGAUCUAUGUGAAGAUCUUUAUGAACUUUUUAAGAUGGAUGCAGGAUUUGACAAAGCCAGUUUUGAAAGUCAGAUGUCUGUGAUGAGGGGACAGAUCUUAAAUCUCACUCAGGCCCUGCGUGAUGGGAAGAGCCCCGUGCAGCUGGUUCAGAUGCCCUGCGUGGUGGUGGAGCGCAGCCAUGGCGGAGGACAGGGGCGCAUCGUCCACCUCAGCAGCUCCUUCACCCAGACUGUUAAUUGCAGGAAGCCGUUUUUCUCCUCCUGGUAGCAGAUGGGAGCGUGGCAGGAACAGUUGGCACCACGGCAUGGCCGGCUGGGAAGGGCAGGCCAGGCCGUCUCAGCUGCUCAGGGCCCCGCCCCACUCACUAAAACCUCAGCUGCUUUCAGUGUCAUCAAAGGUUAUAUCUGAAUGUAAGCAAAAGUUUACAGGGUAUCUUAUUUUGGGGGUCCACGAUAAUAACUUUCUAUUUCAGGGAAGAAGUGCUAUUGUAUUAUCUUGUAUUUUUCUAGGAAAAUCAUUUUUUAUUAAAGUUAUUGAUCUCAGUGUAAAAGUUCAUCUCAUGGUUUACACAUUUUUUGAAAUAAUUGUAAUAGUAAUUUGUAGAAGCCAGGUAGAAAAUGAGGUAUUUGUGUGAUCUUUGAAUACAAUGAUUUUUUCCUAGUUUUUGUAAACCUUAAGAACGUUUGUAGGAACUGUUCUUACCUUACAAAAGGCUGUUAAGAGUCUUUGAACUAGAAAAACAAGAGUAAUGUAAUGUUGCCUUUAUUCUGAAAAGCUGCUAUUUUAGAACUUGAAUAAAUGUCCUGAAUUGACUAUUGCUCGAGGUCAGAGACCAUUUUCUUUCUGUACUUCAAAAUA
Molecule: messenger RNA, 2382 nt
Organism: Suncus etruscus (white-toothed pygmy shrew)
Lineage: Eukaryota; Metazoa; Chordata; Mammalia; Eulipotyphla; Soricidae
Gene: PI4K2B
Product: phosphatidylinositol 4-kinase type 2 beta
Exons: 12
Coding region: 1-1791 (596 amino acids)
Biological process (GO): phosphatidylinositol phosphate biosynthetic process; endosome organization; Golgi organization
Cellular component (GO): trans-Golgi network; plasma membrane; lysosomal membrane
Molecular function (GO): 1-phosphatidylinositol 4-kinase activity
Source: RefSeq, a predicted model, not a curated record